GUAUGUCGGUGACGGAGGCAAAGUUUAUGCAGCCCACGCAUGCAGUCGAUCCAAUUUUUCUCAUUCACCAAACGUUUGCCUUUGCUUGGCAUUUCUCUGUAUUGGUACUCGCCUUUUGGUAAAUCCUCAUCAUAUGUCGCAAUGAAUAACCGAUAAGAGCUCGAAUUGUCAAUAUCUUUAUUGUUGUUGUCACCAUUUCUUACUGUUAAGGUUGUUCGUCUUUUGGCUGCUAUUCUAGCGGCGUGCCAUGUUGCCAUCAGCAAUCGGCACCAGCGAACGAAUUGGAUUGCAUUUAUUGUGGUUACAGCCGACGCAAUGGAUGUUGGGGUUGUUGUUAUAGUUAUUCUUGGAAAGUCAGGUGAGGGGUGGCUGAAACAUGUGGAGGAGAACGAAAUCACUGAAUAGCGAGCAAAUAGCAACAGCAGAAACGGCGGCAGGGAGAAAGGGCCUUUUAUUCAAGGGAGACAAGAAGUUUCCUUUCUGCGUUUGGUUUUUUGCCUUUUCUGCUUUUACGGCGGCGGCGGCAGCAGCUCACCCUUGCUGCUUGCCUCGUAUUACACACCCGCCACUCGCCCAUUAGUUGGCUCGAUGCGUGGUCAGAUAGAGUAGCCAUUGACACGCAAGCUAUUCAACAAUUGACAUUCGCUUGACAGUGCAAGCACUGAAAGCCAUCUGAGUGAAGUGUUUGCCGUCAUUGACGGCAACACGCCUGAACCGGCAACAAUCCUCCUGACAACAAAGGAACGGUCAAUCGGCAGACCUGCGAAGCAGUUUUCGGUGGCAUUGACGUGCUUACCACCAUCUUCAGAGCUACAUAUAUGCUAGCCUCACCUUAUUCGUUGUGCUGUUACAGGUGUAGUGGUGACGUUGUGGGACAAGUCGCUACAGCUUAGAGAGUACAGAAGUGUUCCGAAAAUGUUAAUAUAAUAGUGGCGUAGCAAAUGCCCCGGGCAUCUCUGCUUUUGCUAUGACGAAGAAAAAGAAGUGCAAGAACUAAGAAGCACACCUUGAGCGAGGAUUGUAGGAACAAGAACUCACUAGUCCUUCAUUUCAUGUUUUUCGCUUGAGUUAUUCACUCGUUGUCGCCGUUAGCAUCGCCAUCGUUGUUUCAAGCAUUAGGUGGAGGAUAUAUAUCAUACAUCUCAUAUACACUUGGCCAUUCUGCCUCCACUUGGCAGAAACGUUCGGACCAGUGAAAGUCAAUAGUCGUCAUACUUUUUUUUUUUUUUCGAGACGGUUGGAUCGGCAGUUGUCCCUAUGAGUUGACAUCAACCAGGACGUUAAUACACUGUAGAGGGAGAGGCUACGCGACAUUUGCGACGCGGUACUGAUUGGCACUACCAGUGCUAGUGGUACUGCCAAGAUCUAUUAUUAGUUGACUAACUAGCCGAUAGUGUUUAUGCUUUGUUUGCUGUACCCAUUUUCUGGACCGUUUUCAACGUACAUGUGCGUGUGCGUGUGCGUGUAUGUAUUUGGCCUAGGCUCGCCUCGUUCGUAGCUAAUCAGUGCCCCUGUAGCCACUUACACAAAAGAAUACAUUUUAUUAUACGUAUGAUACGACGUUCAGUGAGGAGUACUGAAUCAUCCGAGCUGUUGUCCACGUCCUGUCUGCUCCUCUAAUUGUACCAGUGUUCUCUGAGUGCUCCCUGAAUAUUUUCACGGCCAUUGUUUUUCGCUUCCGUUUGCGAGGACCUCUAAAAAUAAGUUUCUACUUGUUUCCAAGAAGAAAAAAAAAAGAGGCGACAACGGUUCCCUUAUGAAAAGAGUACUGAUGAAGCUAUAAUACGAUUGGUACUAUAAUAAUAAAGGCAAUACAGUGCUGACCAUAAUAAACAACAGCGUACGCGAAUGUUACUGCUGCAUCUGCUUUCGGUUUGUCUCUUUCAGUUGCUGCUAUAGCUUUGUACACGACUAUAGUACGGGCGUAAGUCGUAUUAUCUGUGUUUUGUGUGUGGGUACCAUUCUGGAUAGUAGCAACAGCGACAACAAAGGAGCCUAUUUGUCAGUCGAGCUGUCCCAACAGGCACAGGCAACUAACGUUUGAAUUGUGCGACGGGUGCCAUCUGAGCGUGGUUAGGACGCUGCUAUCCAAGUGUUCGAUUAUUACCAAGUUCGAUUUAUAGUCACACAUUCAAGGACAUAGAUAGAAAAAAACGACAGAUCAUCUGCCUUAUACAGGAUCAAGCAUGUUUAUGGAAGAUUAUAAAUUUCUGUUCAAAGUUGUCCUCAUCGGCAAUGCAGGUGUUGGGAAAACUUGUCUGGUUCGACGCUUCACACAGGGAAUGUUCCCUCCUGGUCAGGGCGCAACGAUCGGUGUGGAUUUCCUGAUUAAAACUGUCGAAGUCGACGGCGACAAAGUCAAGCUACAAAUCUGGGACACGGCAGGCCAGGAGCGGUUUAGAUCAAUCACUCAAAGCUAUUACCGAAGCGCGCACGCUCUUGUCCUUGUCUACGACAUCUCGUCACAGCCGUCCUUCGACUGUCUUCCUGAUUGGCUUAGAGAAAUCGAGCAAUACGCCAGCCCGAAAGUACUCCGUGCUGUUGUCGGCAAUAAGAUUGAUCGUGAUGACCGAGAGAUUCCAACGCAUAUUGGCGAAGAGUUUGCACGCAGAAACGAUAUGUACUUUAUUGAGACUUCUGCAAAAGAAGCCGACAACGUGGAGAAGCUCUUCACUGAAAUUGCGCACAGACUUACGCAGGAGGCCCGCGCAUCCAGGUAUUCAACGUCCGGCCCAGCGGCGCCCGAGCUCAGCCAGUAUCCGAGCAAGAGCGAUAACGCCUGUUGCAAAAUAAUGCAGUAAUUUUGUUUGUUAUUGCUACUUAUUACUAAUGCUGCUAUUAUUAAUAUUAUUAUUAUGACAAUGGAUGCGGUGAAGAUACACAUUUGCUUGGUUGAUUGGUGCGAUGGAAUAAUUGCCUAAAACAGUAAAUGGUGACGGCAGUGAUGAUCAUCGCGGCAGUGCUUUAUGGUGAUUCAGUACUGCGCAGCCGUUGAAUCGCUAUAUAAGACUGACGGCAAAUACUGGGUAAUCCCAAACCGUGUUGAGUGUCUGUCUGCAUAGAUACUGUCUUUUUAAAUACUGACGAUCUGCGCCUCAGAAAAGUUUUCUCGUGGCGUAAGGAAAAAAUAAAGAAGUUAGAGAGAUAGAGAGAGAGAGAGAGAACGAGAGCGAGCGAGCGAGAGAGAGAGAGAGAGAGAGAGAGAGAGAGAGAGAGAGAGAGAUAAACACGUGAUAGACGAAAUGCCUCGUCUGGGGAGGGCCAAAUCUCGCUUUGUCUGCGCACGACUGCGCCGAUGUCAAUGCCGAUUAUUACAGAUGAUGGAGGAUAGCCCCGUUAGCUCGACAUUCCUAGCUGGCUCAGUUUUUUCCAUUAAGCCCUCUUCAUUAAAAUUCUCUUGUGUAAAGGCCUCUUGAGGGUGCUCCCAUUAUAAACUUUUUCGAACGCUAUAAUGUUGUGUGGAAUAAUAAGUACAGUCUUACAUCCGCACUCUGAUACAUCUGCCGAAACCAAUUAGUUUGCUUAUAACGAGAGGGAAUUCGCCGAGAGGUGACGGCACCUUGCCGUGCUCCUUACUAUUUGUAAACGGAUUAAACCUGGUCGCCACCGCCGCAUAUAAAUGUUUCAGUGAAAUUCGCUGAAAACACAAGCAGGACGCUGUCAAAUUCGUCAGGACAUCACGAUACAGAAAGGAUUGCGACAGCUAUCGCUAAAGACGAUGAAACCGAUUGGGAUUUCUUCCAUAAUAAAUCUGAGAAGCUGACCCUCAAUCGAUCAAUGGGACUUGUGUUAUUUAUUGUGCAGAAUCUGCUGCCAUAAAUCUCGGAUUCAGUUUGAUGUUGUAUUUAAUUAACCUAUUUAACACCGGAUUACCAAGUUGUUCGGACAGCAAGUAUUAAUUUGACGCAUAAUGUUUUGCCGCUUUUGCUUAGUAUUUCCCUUAUUUAUUUUUUUACUCUACCGAUGGUUAAGUCUUUUGUGCAGCUUGAACGCAUUUUUUUGUUCUACAAGUUGUUUAAAGUGGACUUUUUUUUUAAGAAUAUAACAACCAAAUGUAAAAUGAAACAAUGAUAUGAUAGAGAAAUUAUAGGUUAUAAACCAACUACCAAAAAAAAUCUGACGAUCAGUAAAUCAAGAAAAGGAAGGCCAUCUACAUAAACGGCAACAACUUAUGCGUCUGUCUCACAGAAAUAAGAACAACCAUUGCGAAGUAUUGAAAUAUUAAGAUGAUACUCUUCAAGGAAGAACGACUGUGAAGCAGACAAGCUGAUGUUGAGAUUGUGACUGAACGAAUCAUGGAGGAUUGAAUGGAUUCCUAUCGACGAUACUAGUUUAAAAAAAAAGGGCACUUUUUUAAUUCCUGACUGCCGAUUUUCCCACCUAAAUGUCUCAUCUGUGUAUCCUACCGAGAAUCUGCAACAUGACAAAACACAGUGAUACAAACGUAUUAGAAAAAUGUAUAUGCCUAACGUGAAAGAAAUCUUGAAAACUUUCUAUGAACGAAGUUCGAUGAAGUGAGCUUCACUUUUGUAGACCAUGAUAUAUAUGUAAGGACGAAAAUAUGAACUUGAUUCAGAUUCUUUCGGAUAAAGGAAGAUUUGAUUACUUAAACAGCGGAAACGAAAAGAGGUAUGAUAGUUUACUAUUGUUUCUCUUACUACUUCAUAUUGGUCUAUCCGUUACUUAGGUUAGGGACAAUAACUGAAUGGUUGUUUUCCUGCUCGUUUACAUUUACCAACGGUGACAUACAUACACAAAUAUGUACGUUUCGCUUUGGCUUUUAUAGCCUCCAGUAUGAUAGCAUUGAUCCGCGUGGGAAAGGGAUAUUGUCGACUUUCGUGACUAAGUAUUGAUGGCAGUAGAGGUUGCCAUUACCGCUUGAUCGCUUAUCUUCAAAUCAUGUGGUUCUCCGCACAAUUGAGUUUUUCUUCUAUAAAACGCUCUCUUUGUCAUCGUUUAAUUAACAAGUUCUUCUAUGGUGGUAUUAUUUUACUUUAUUCUAUACAGUGUAUCACUGUUAUGUACAUCACUGGCGUAACGCAGAAGCAAAUUAUGUGAAAUGUGCUAUUCGUUUUUUGUCGAUCCGUUUAUCUUACGUCGGCUUCUCAGAUUUUUUAGUACAGUGAAGAUGGAACUCCGUGUUGAGAAGAAUACAAGAUCAAGGACUUCAUCAUGCUCACGAAUCGCUGCAACGAAAGCCUAGACGUUCUCCGUAUCGUUUCAUUAUUUCUACUGUAUUAUUUAUCAUUUGUCAAACAUGCUUUUGUCAAAUAUGCGUUCGUAUUCUACUUCCACAUGUUCUAGCAUGCGCCGUUAAUGACGUUGUCCCAUUUGUUCAGCUGUCGAGAGUACGUAGGGAAAUACUUAACUGUAGUAAGUCGAUGAUGAGCUACAAUUGGAGAAGUGAAUCAAAUAGAGACAAAUGACAAACGAGGAAACGACCUGAGGACUAUCUGACUCUCCAGAGAAACGAAACCCUUUAUGAUACGAAAAUGUUGUGUAUAUCUUCUUCGAAUAACAGGAUUACCAUAAUGAAUAUUCUUCGUGGUGAAGGUGUAACGAAUGGGCAGUAUUGUCAGAGGAGUGCCGGAUCAUUGUUGCUUCGAGAAAUCAAGUAGUCAAUAAAUGUGGAAAGUAGAAAAUAUUGAUUCAACUGAACAAACAAGGAAACAGACGGUUUU
Messenger RNA from Varroa destructor (honeybee mite), 5681 nucleotides. It is a transcript of the gene Rab30, whose product is annotated as RAS oncogene family member Rab30. Gene Ontology annotation, biological process: DNA repair; DNA damage checkpoint signaling. Gene Ontology annotation, cellular component: checkpoint clamp complex; nucleus. The record is from RefSeq and is a predicted model, not a curated record. NCBI's taxonomy places the organism in Eukaryota, Metazoa, Arthropoda, Arachnida, Mesostigmata, Varroidae. Gene Ontology annotation, molecular function: GTPase activity; GTP binding.